AUGCCGUCGCCGCAAGUCCUCCAACCGGUUCUUAAAGUAAAGGUGGAUGAGCUGUUUCUCCAGUGGCUUAGUGAUCCGGGGACCCAGUCAGUACUCAAAGAGUAUCUUGACCUAAUCAAAAAUGGACAGUACUUGAGUGGCGAAGAUGCUCAAGAUAAAAAAUCACUCAGCUUCAACGAGAACAACAAUGUGGCAUCCCAGAGAAACUUGGCAGAGAAAAAAACUGCUCCCCUUGGUACACCUUCCAGCCCACCACCCAACAGUACCCUGCCUUCUCGAAGUAGCAGUAAUUCCAGAGUUAUAGGACCCAAUGGCAGAGUGCUACGGAGGUCUGUCAGCACGAAGAAGAUUCUAGAGUCCAGAGUGGAAACCCUCAAUACAAGCAGCUCGCUGGACCCCUACAGCGUCCAGUGUGGUGGACGACAGGGACUGGCUCUCAACAAAAACCUGUCCAAACCCAAGCACUCCGUCAACCUGUCUUCUAAAAAUACUGCGGGCGUCCCCAUCCCGACUGGAGUAAGGAUGAGGAUGAGAGAGCUGUCCCUGCGCCAGGAUCCUGACCUGAGGAAGGAGCUGGCGCUGCUGGCGCGCGGAUGUGACUUUGUUUUGCCUUCUCGGUUCAAGAAGAGGCUCAGAGCUUUCCAACAAGGACAGGCAGACCGCAUCACUGCGAAUGUGCAAAGUGUCAUGUGGCUUAACAGUUGUGCCGAAGAGCUCUGCAAGCACGAAGCCCAGGUCAGGACGGAGGAGCCGGUCACCACAGCGCUGAGCGAAAGCAUUCCCAAGUUUCACUUCCCACAGGGCCGGCCUCAGGCCAACCUCAACAUCGACGGCCUCAUUUCCAAAAUUGAGAAAAUAUUUUCCCAAUUCCCAAAUGAAAGGGCCACCAUUGAGGACAUGGGGCAAGUGGCCAAGGCCUGUGAGUGUCCACUCUACUGGAAAGUGCCAUUGUUCUGCUUAGCUGGAGGCGACAGGACGGGUUUCGUGUCCGUUCACAAGUUUGUGGCGAUGUGGAGAAAAACUCUGCAGACCUGUCACGACGAGGCCUCUAAAUUUGUGCACCUCUUGGCCAAGCCUGGCUGUAAUUACCUGGAACAAGACGACCUUAUUCCAUUCCUGCAGGAUGUGGUGAACUCCCAUGCAGGCUUGGCGUUCCUAAAAGAGGCACCGGACUUUCACUCGCGAUACAUCACCACGGUGAUUCAAAGGAUAUUCUACAACGUCAACCGGUCAUGGACUGGUAAAAUAACGUGCACCGAACUCAGGAAAAGUAAUUUCCUUCAGAACGUGGCGCUGCUGGAGCAAGAGGAAGACGUGAACCAGCUGACGGAGUACUUCUCCUAUGAACAUUUCUACGUGAUCUACUGCAAGUUCUGGGAGCUGGACUCUGACCAUGACCUCUACAUAGACCAGAAGGACCUGGCACGGCACAACGACCAAGCCAUUUCAGAAAAAAUGAUCGAGAGGAUAUUCUCAGGAACAGUGACACGGGACAGACUGGUGUUCAAACAGGGACGGCUGAGUUACGCCGACUUCGUGUGGUUCCUCAUCUCCGAGGAGGACAAAAAGACGGACACCAGCAUAGAGUACUGGUUCCGCUGCAUGGACCUGAACGGGGACGGCGUGCUCAGCAUGUACGAGCUGGAGUUUUUCUACGAGGAGCAGUGCCAGAAGCUGGAGGCCAUGGCCAUCGAGCCCCUUCCCUUCGAGGACUGCCUCUGCCAAAUGCUCGACCUGGUCAAGCCCGAGGUGGAAGGUAAAAUCACUCUGCGAGACCUCAAGCGGUGCAAGCUGUCCCAUAUCUUCUUUGACACAUUCUUCAACAUUGAAAAGUACUUGGACCACGAGCAGAGGGAUCCUUUCUCCGUCAUAAGGGUGAGGGAGACCAAAUCCGGUCUGGACGACUCCAGAUACAAACCCGAAUCGCCCUCCGGUGUCCUGUGGGAGCUCGGGCUGAUGGCGCGGGAGGCCGAGACGGACGGCCAGGAGGUGUCGGACUGGGAGAAGUAUGCGGCGGAGGAAUACGACAUUCUGGUGGCCGAGGAGGCUGCCAACGACCAGUGUAACGAUGUGUACGAAAACCGUCUGAGCCCCCUGGGGCAGCACAUCUCCAGCGAGCUGGCUCUGACCAAGAGGCACUUCUUCGAGAUCCCCAGCCCGCACUGCAACCUGGACCUGGACGAGUACGAAUACGAAGACGACUUUGAAUGAGGGCCCGCCGGGGCGCCGUCCACUCCCGGACACAGAGCUGGACGCGGUCAAACGCUCCGGGUCCGGUCCACACUUCACCCGGAACAAACAAUAAAACAGAUAAAUAAACAGAGGAUGCAUCGGAAGCAACCGGCUUCGGUCGAGUUUGACAAAAGAGCUGCUUUUCGCACGCCGUCCUUUCUGUCGAUAAUGCACAGGGUGAGUCUCAUUUCAUCUCAACGUCGGCGUUGCGUAAUCACGUUUUCACGGGCGCCGGACAACAGAAACACAUUGGAGCUCCCCGAAUAGUUGGAUAAGAAAACCAUGCUGAUUUCAUUCAGGGAUCAAUCCUAUUGGCCAAUGUUACAUUCCAGCGAUCAUAUCUAAAAAAGGUUUCCGAUGAAGCUGUAAACGCAUAAAAGCGGUUUUGCUGAAAAGUCAAGAGGACGCUUCGAACGCCAAACGAGCCGCCACACAGCGAAUAUUGUACAGGCCUGGAUUCAUUACGACUGUCAUGUUACGCGUGAGAUGGGUUUAUAAAUUAUUAGAGAUGAAUUUCUAAAAGUACUGUACAUAUUUAUUUUGAGCUUGCCGUGUUUUAGACAUUUUUUCUAUGUCACCGAAUACUUCAAUUGUAUUGUACUUUGACAGGACAAAAGAAAUGUUUGUUUUUCUUAAAAUGAAUAAUAAAGCUUUGGUUAAAGGUGU
Molecule: messenger RNA, 2898 nt
Organism: Menidia menidia (Atlantic silverside)
Lineage: Eukaryota; Metazoa; Chordata; Actinopteri; Atheriniformes; Atherinopsidae
Source: the annotation of a GenBank genome assembly